Messenger RNA from Drosophila hydei, 1911 nucleotides. RefSeq names its product protein yippee-like CG15309 (gene Ypel). NCBI's taxonomy places the organism in Eukaryota, Metazoa, Arthropoda, Insecta, Diptera, Drosophilidae. The record is from RefSeq and is a predicted model, not a curated record. Bases 631 to 975 code for a protein of 114 amino acids. The transcript is spliced from 2 exons.
AAUAUCUGAUACACCAACACACACACAUAUAUAUAUAUAUAUAUAUUGUUGUCUGUACUUGCACACAUACAUAUGAGUAAACAUACAGACGCUAAGGAGGAACGCACGCGGAACAAGAACCUUUGCAGUCACAGUUUAAGUCACAGUCACAGCGAUCGGAUAGCAGACACUGAGGAAAGCCAAAUCGAUUGUAUUGCUGCUUGCUCUAUGUAUGACCCAAGACAGUGACAAGCGCUGGACAUAAUCGUUCAAUGACAGCAGCAACAGUUGCUGCCACCGCCAUCGCCACUGCCUCUGCUUCUGUCUCUGACUCUGCCUCUGCUUCUGUCUCUGUCUCUGACUCUGCCACUGCCUCUGCCUGUGUCGCGGCGCCGUUUGCUGCAAGCAACGUGAGCAGUUAACGCCCAACAGCAGCAGGAAAAGACUCGGCUUAAUCCGGUCCCAGCAGCGGGUCUAUAUACAGCCAGAUCAGUCGUCGAUCAGGACUUGUUUCAACGCUCAACCAACUAAAAGCCAAGCCAAACCACACGCCCAACAGAUAAAGUAGCAGCAGACAUAACAGCAACUGCAACAGCAACAGCAACAGCAACAGUUUAACAGCUAAAGCCAACUGUAAUCGAAAGAGCAACAAUGGUGAAAACAUUUCAGGCCUACUUACCGUCCACAAAUCGGACCUACUCAUGUGUUCAUUGCCGUGCACAUCUGGCAUCACACGACGAGCUCAUCUCAAAGUCGUUUCAGGGUAGCCAGGGACCGGCAUAUCUGUUCAAUUCGGUGGUGAAUGUGGCCUGCGGGCAAACGGAGGAGCGUGUCCUGCUCACUGGCCUGCAUGCGGUCGCUGAUAUUUACUGUGAGUGCUGCAAGACGCCGCUCGGCUGGAAAUAUGAGCACGCCUACGAGUCCAGCCAGAAGUACAAGGAGGGCAAGUUCAUUAUUGAAUUGGCGCACAUGAUCAAGGAAAAUGGCUGGGAUUGAACGGAGCGAAGCGGACGCGCGUAAGGCAUUUGGUGGGCUGGUAGUCCGGGCGGCUUGGGUAACGUUUAUAAUGCGGCAAUAGCAACGACAGCAACGAUAAGUUGAUGGCAGAUGGCAGAAAAUGGCUUGGAGCCAAAGUUGGAGCAAGCGACUACAUUUGCGAGAGCAAGCGAGAAAAGAAAGAGAGAGGGGGAGCGAGCGAAAGGGAGAGAGAUGGAAAGCGAGCGCCGGCGAUCAGUCGAGCGAGCUGAUGAGUGUUAGGGUACCAUAAUAUAUAUAUACUAUUAUAUAGUACAUAACUCGUCGUAUCUUAUAGAACAAGCAAACAGACAUACACACCCAUACACAUGCACUCACUCACACUCACACACACAUACCCAUCCACAUUGACAGAAAUAAAGUUCCAGUUUAGGAGCUUCGAAGAGAUCUCUGCGCUGGACGCAACAGUAGCAGCAAAUUGAACUGGCGCCAUCUGUCGGCCAGUGCCUACAACUAUCAUUCGUAUUACGUUUUGUUGCCAGUUUUGUUGCUUCUCAAUUUGUUUUUCAAUAUUCAAUAAGUACAAAGUGUUUAGAAAACAAUUUUUUUUGUUUUUGUCUUUCUUCAUUUGUUUUACUGUUUGAGUUUUGUGCACAAGUUUUUGUUGCUGACCACCACAAAAAAGGAAUACAAAAAACUUGCACUGCCAAUAAACGAGAAAAUAUGAGGAAAAAUGCUUUAGCAACAAAUUCAAAAAAUUGCAACAAAACGACAUCACUCAAUAGGAAAGAGCAACAAAUUUAAUGCAUAACGGCAUACGACAUUAAAAUCCACCUACACACACAAACGUACAGAGAGACACACUUAUAUACAUAUAUACUUACACUUUUUCAAUGUAGUAGUUAUUUAAAAGGAAUAUUUAAAACAAAAAACAUUAUUUAGCUUGCGAAUCUGCAU